This is a messenger RNA of Verticillium nonalfalfae, 2328 nucleotides long. It is a transcript of the gene LEU1, whose product is annotated as 3-isopropylmalate dehydratase. Gene Ontology annotation, molecular function: 4 iron, 4 sulfur cluster binding; 3-isopropylmalate dehydratase activity. Gene Ontology annotation, biological process: L-leucine biosynthetic process. The coding region runs from base 1 to 2328 and encodes 775 amino acids. Lineage: Eukaryota; Fungi; Ascomycota; Sordariomycetes; Glomerellales; Plectosphaerellaceae. The record is from RefSeq and is a predicted model, not a curated record. Gene Ontology annotation, cellular component: 3-isopropylmalate dehydratase complex. The transcript is spliced from 4 exons.
AUGCCCGUCGCCGAAGGUUCACCGCAAACCCUCUACGACAAGGUCCUCCAGGCCCACGUUGUGGACGAGAAGCUGGACGGCACCCUCCUCCUCUACAUUGAUCGCCACCUCGUUCACGAAGUCACCUCACCCCAAGCCUUCGAGGGCCUGAAAAACGCUGGCCGCCAAGUCCGACGACCCGAUUGCACUCUUGCGACCACUGACCACAAUGUCCCCACGACGUCCCGCGCGUCCAUGAAGGAUAUCGGUUCCUUCAUCGACGAGGAUGACUCCAGACUCCAGUGCAUGACUCUCGAGGAGAAUGUCAAGGACUUCGGCCUCACCUAUUUUGGUCUCGGCGACAAGCGCCAGGGUAUCGUUCACGUCAUCGGCCCUGAGCAGGGCUUCACCCUUCCCGGUACCACCGUCGUCUGCGGCGACAGCCACACUUCCACCCAUGGCGCUUUCGGCGCUCUCGCCUUUGGCAUCGGCACCAGCGAGGUCGAGCACGUUCUGGCCACCCAGUGCCUCAUCACAAGGCGGAGUAAGAACAUGCGCAUUCAGGUUGAUGGCGAGCUGGCCCCUGGCGUCAGCUCAAAGGACGUCGUCCUGCACGCCAUCGGCAUGAUUGGAACUGCUGGCGGCAACGGUGCCGUCAUUGAGUUCUGCGGCUCCGUCAUCCGCAGCCUGAGCAUGGAGGCGAGGAUGUCCAUCUGCAACAUGUCCAUCGAGGGUGGUGCGCGAGCCGGCAUGGUCGCCCCCGACGAGAUCACGUUUGAGUACCUCAAGGGCCGCCCCCUGGCCCCCAAGGUUGGAUCGGAGGAAUGGGAACGCGCCACGACGUACUGGAAGUCGCUUCAGUCGGAUGCUGGCGCCGUUUACGACAUUGACGUAUUCAUUGACGCCAAGGACAUCAUUCCUACCGUCACCUGGGGCACCAGCCCUGAGGAUGUCAUUCCCAUCACUGGCACCGUCCCCGACCCCGAGACGUUUGCGACUGAGGCAAAGAAGGCUGGCGGCCGCAGAAAGCUCGCGUACAUGGGACUCGUCGCGGGUACGCCCAUGGAUCAGAUUGUUGUCGACAAGGUCUUCAUUGGCUCGUGCACAAACUCGCGCAUCGAGGAUCUGCGCGCCGCCGCACAUGUCGUCAAGGGCAAGAAGAUUGCGGCCAACAUUAAGCGCGCCAUGAUUGUUCCUGGCUCCGGUCUCGUCAAGGACCAAGCCGAGGCCGAGGGCCUGGACAAGAUUUUCACCGACGCUGGUUUCGAGUGGAGAGAGGCUGGUUGCUCCAUGUGCCUCGGCAUGAACCCCGAUAUUCUGUCGCCUCAGGAGCGCUGUGCCAGUACCUCGAACAGGAACUUUGAGGGUCGCCAGGGUGCCGGUGGCAGGACGCAUCUGAUGUCCCCCGUCAUGGCCGCUGCUGCCGCCAUUGUCGGCACCCUCACCGACGUGAGGAAACUGUCUGAAUACAAGACCAGCCCCCAUGUCCAGGCCGCCAUCGCGCCUGUUGCUAAGCCCCACGUCGACGAGCGCGUUGAGGAGAGUGCCGCAGAGAGGGACCUAAUCGGCGACCAGCCCGAAGACAGCCAACCUCACGUCAACUCGUCUGUGUCUUCCAGCUCCGCAGGUCUCCCCAAGUUCACCACCCUCAAGGGUAUCGCCGCGCCUCUGGAUAUGACCAACGUCGACACUGACGCCAUCAUCCCCAAGCAGUUCCUCAAGACAAUCAAGCGUACCGGUCUCGGAUCUGCUCUGUUUCACGAGCUGCGAUUCAACGGUGACGGUUCUGAGAACCCCGCCUUUGUUCUGAACCAGGACCCCUACCGCCAGGCCAAAAUCCUUGUUGUCACCGGUCCCAACUUUGGAUGCGGUAGCUCUCGUGAGCACGCCCCCUGGGCCCUGCUCGACUUUGGCAUCAAGACCAUCAUUGCGCCGUCGUACAGUGACAUCUUCUUCAACAACACGUUCAAGAACGGCAUGCUGCCCAUCAUCGUGUCCAACAAGGACGAUCUGGAAGCCAUUGCCGCCGAAGCCCGCGCCGGCCGGGACGUCGAGAUCGACCUCCCCAACCAGCUAAUCAAGAACGCGACUGGCUCUACGAUCUGCAGCUUCGAUGUCGAGGAGUUCAGGAAACACUGCCUCGUCAAUGGCCUUGAUGACAUUGGCUUGACGAUGCAGAUGGACGACAAGAUCAGCGAGUACGAGAGGAGAAUGUCCAAGCAGACUCCGUGGUUGGACGGCACUGCCUAUCUCAAGAGAAAGGGCAGGAGUAACCAGCUUGCGGCGAAGCCAGUCCCAGUUCCCAAGACCAACCGUGGCGAGACGAAGACGGAGCCCCUCGAGUGGUAG